AGUUGCCGCAAAUAGUAGUAGUUCUGAAAAUGAAGUUGAAAACGCGUUUUUGUAAAAAGAAUUCCUUAAAAACCAAUGAAGAAAAUGAAGAAAGUACCCAGAAAAAUACAAACUAUCCCUUGAUUUGCGUGGACUGGAGUAGCAAUGAAGAGAUAUAUUUUGUGAGUGAUGACCAUCAAAUCUUUAAAUGGAGUGAUGUUAGUCGGGAUUCCGUGGAGGUGGCCAAACUGCCGGAUGACUUUGUGCCCACGGACCUGCAUUGGCUUCUACUGGGUGGCCGGGGCAGUGGCGGUGGCAAGGGCAACGACACCCUUCUCGUUUGCAGCAACGAUGGCCGGUUUGUUAUUUUGAACAAAAGUGCCCGGGUGGAAAGAAGCAUCUCCGCCCACGGAGCUGCCAUUAGUUCUGGUCGCUGGAGUCCGGAUGGUGCUGGUCUGCUUACUGCCGGCGAGGACGGAGUGAUCAAGAUCUGGUCAAGAUCGGGUAUGCUCCGCUCCACCGUAGUGCAGAACGAGGAGGCCAUUCACUGUGCCCGCUGGGCGCCCAACUCCACCUCGAUUGUCUUCUGCCAGGGUGGACAUAUUUCGAUAAAACCGUUGGCUGCCAAUAGUAAAAUAAUUAGGUGGCGUGCCCAUGAUGGCUUGGUUCUGUGCCUAAGUUGGUCGACUCAAUCCAAUGUAAUAGCUUCUGGUGGGGAGGACUUUCGGUUCAAGAUCUGGGAUGCCCAGGGAGCCAAUCUCUUCACGAGUGCAACCGAAGAACAUGCCAUUACCAGUGUGGCCUUUAAUCCUGAAAAGGAUUACCUUCUAGUGGGAACUUUUAAUCUUCUCAAGCUAUGUCACUCUACAGGAUGGACCUACAGCAGCUCUAGGUUUUCGGCACCGAUUGUAGGUUCGCUUUUCAGCCUCUCCUGGUCAGCGGAUGGCACUCAGGUGGCAUGUGGCACCUCCACGGGUCAGCUAAUUGUAGCCUUUGCCGUCGAGCAGGAAGCCAUCUCCAAUAACCUGAAAGCUAUCAGCAAUAGCCGGAAGUCCAUCACCCUCAGGGACAUUUCCACUGGCACUCGCGAUGUCCUGGACUUUCCCCAACGAGUGAUUAACUUUGCUUUGGGUUAUGGACACCUGGUGGUGGCCACCACCCAUCAGGUGCACAUCUACAAUGAAAAGUAUAUUAAUACACCGAUAAUAAUUGAUGGACGAAAUGAUACAAGGGUUAUACAAGUUGGCAAGAAAUACUUUAUGAUUUUGGAUGCCACAUCCAUUUGGGUGUACACCUACACGGGUAGGCUACACCUGAAUCCCCGUUAUCCUGGAUCCCAGGCUCAAAUUCCUUUGCUCACCUGGCGCUCUAUUUCCUUGGGCUUGGAUGUCCUCGCCAUUCGCGAUAACUCCGAUCCCACGCUGGUCUACUUGUUCGAUUUGAUUCCCGGUGCCUCGCGGCAGUAUGAACCGCACUCCCUGAGGGCCAAGCAGCAGCUGGCCGAGAUUGCAGCCUGUCGGGCGGGAACGCCGGAUGAUCAGUUCGUGUCCUUCAUCGACACUAAUCGGGAGCUAUUUGUGAGUGAGUCGAGGAAUCUGAAUGGGGAACGUUCCGACGAGAUCUACAAGAUCGGCACCCAGUUGACGGCCAUGAUGUGGGCCAGUGAGACGAAUAUCCUGGUGGGGGUUCAUGACUCCUGCUACAGUAUUUGGUAUUGCCCAGGGGAAGGUGCCUCCGAUCCCACAAUCAUAGCUUUGACUACAGUUUCUUUGGACACGGCAGAAUUUGGCAAACACAUAACCAUUGAGAGCUUCGAGGACUCGGUGGUCACCUUCUGCAGUGCCGGCGCCCGUCUACCCGUGACCGUAAACCUCUACUGCGAGCUCCUCCAUCGUGCCCUGCUCGAGGGCCAGUGGCCGCAGGCGCUGAAGAUCUGCCGUCUGGCCCAACACGCCAAUUUGUGGGCCACCCUGGCGGCGGUCGCCACCCGAAAGCACCAGCUCCAGAUCAGCGAGGAGGCCUAUGCGGCCGCCCUGCAGAUCGACAAGGUCAGUUACCUGCAGCACCUGAAGACACUGACGCCCUCGAGUGCCGAGCAGAUGGCGGAGAACUCUCUGAUGCUGGGCAGGAUGUUGGAGGCGGAGACGAUUCUUCUGCAUGGUCGGAAGUACGAGCAGGCGGUGGGUCUAGCUCUGAGGAUGCACAAUUGGCGGAGAGCCCUGGAAAUCGCCCAGAAGCACCAGUCCGAGGUGCCGGAUCUGUUUCAGAAAGUGCUCCAGGAGCGACGAAAGUAUAUCAAGGCUCUGCAGCGUGAAGAGUGGGAUCCACUUUACUUGCCACAUGUGGUAAAGGAUGAGGUUGAUAAUACUCCUAGUGAAUAA
Messenger RNA from Drosophila bipectinata, 2360 nucleotides. It is a transcript of the gene Oseg5, whose product is annotated as intraflagellar transport protein Oseg5. Gene Ontology annotation, biological process: cilium assembly. Gene Ontology annotation, cellular component: cilium; intraciliary transport particle B; centrosome. The record is from RefSeq and is a predicted model, not a curated record. NCBI's taxonomy places the organism in Eukaryota, Metazoa, Arthropoda, Insecta, Diptera, Drosophilidae. Gene Ontology annotation, molecular function: protein binding.